AUGUUUGUCGCGGUUAUAAGACGGCGCUUGCGACCCAAGUCAGCGUCCACGAAAGCGUUUGUCGACCCGCUGAAACGUCGUAAGCCGGGCGUCUUUCAUCUCAGAACAUGUGAACCGCUAGCAAGCGAUGACUCGCCUGACACUGCGAAGCGUGCUGAGCAGGGUCGUUCACGAACAAGCUCUCGAACGCAACGCUCGAGAGCGUCCGCUGAUCCCGAAGCCAGUCGUCGUGGCGCUCGUGCUGGUGGCAGCAGUGAUGAUAUGCGAGCAGGUCGUGGAUUUGGUCCUCAAAGACAACAAGAUCGCACGGAACAAAUUCUGGACGCUUUUGGUUUGCAGCGCGAACGAGCGGGGCGUGACUUGGACCAAGCCGCUGCUGUGUCAAAGGAGGAGGGUGAACGCCUGGCGGUAAGGCUGUUUCGCGGCCUGCGAGCUCUAUUCGGGGGAAACUACGAAGCUCUUGACUCUGCUGAACAGUGGCUACAGCGUCUCGUUCUCAGCAUGCUCGCCUUGGUACUCUGUGCUGGAAUCGGCGUUGUAUUCGAAGCUAGUGCAGCCUCUGGACGCACCGCGCUGCCAGCCGCAGUGGCAGCCUUUUUGCGGGAGCGCGUAGAGCCUGCGUUCACACCGCUUAUGCUGACUUUUUUGGGAUUCUCUUCACUGCUCGGCGUUUAUAAAGCCAUCCAGAUCGAGGGCGACGAGCGUACCCGGUACCGCGAAUGA
This is a messenger RNA of Cyanidioschyzon merolae strain 10D, 723 nucleotides long. RefSeq lists its product as hypothetical. The record is from RefSeq and is a predicted model, not a curated record. Bases 1 to 723 code for a protein of 240 amino acids. Lineage: Eukaryota; Rhodophyta; Bangiophyceae; Cyanidiales; Cyanidiaceae. The transcript has a single exon.